ACCUGCCGAACAGAAAUGGAGCCUCAGAACACAUCCACUGGCCCAAAGGAGCAGAUGUGUCAGUGGCUGAAAGCAUUGGUUAUUGGCGAGGCUCAGACUUCCGAAUGGAAGUCAACUACCUCCAUUACCUCUCAGAUGCCCGACAAGCCAUUGGCGCCUCGAAAAGGGCGUGUCGGCACUGGUCGGCGCCUUAUGACGGACACAAUCCGCCACCUGUCCAAGAACAACCUCUCACAUUGAAUGGAUCAAAUGAGGAUAACAUGGAACGGCAACCAAAAAGUGACUCUGUUGGUGCCUCCCCGACCUCUUGCUCCAUGGACGUUGUCUCCAAGAGUAACCAGGCAGGAAGAACCAGCUCUGCUCUAGAGCUUGAGUGGGAUGACCUUUUUGCGGAUGAGGAUCUAUCAUCUUCAUUUGGUGGCUCUUUUGCACCUCUACCACCCUUACCCCCUCGCCACAUCCAAGAGAUGCGACGCAGCGCCAUCAAGCUGGUGCACGGCGCCUAUGUGGAAGAGGGUGAAUUUGAGAAGGAUGUUCUGGUCUACGAUCUGGUCGCCCAAAAAGAUGCCACUGCUGCUAUUUUGGAACGAAUGAUGGCAGCUAAUCGAGGACCACGUGGAGACGGUGUCUCCUCUGUGACAACAGGAAGGACAAUACAUGAAACCGUUAACUGCAUUAUGUCAUCACGGAGGACGAGUGAGGAAGGAGGAAAGGAGGAAAUAAGGGGUGAGGACCAUGGAAACAAAUCGAGGCAAAGCGAGGACAUCAGUGAUUGCGUUACUGACAUUUGUAAUGCAGACUGCAUCCCGGACGCACAAAAUCACACUUCACUCAACGGUCAUUCAUUGAUGACAAACACAGACUCCACAUGUCACAACAAAGUUCCUGGUAACAACGGCAACUUCCUGUCCCAGUACCAUGAGCUAAUGCGCUCUUUCGGGGCAGAGCCGGAGUGCGACAGCAUACUGGAUGACAUUUCCACCUUUAGGAGGCGGAUUCAAGAACUGAAGCAAAGACUGAUAGAGGAAGAUUGUGAAGAUGGAAAGGAAACGGUUGAGGAGCGGUUGGAGGAGGAGUAA
Messenger RNA from Hippocampus comes (tiger tail seahorse), 1079 nucleotides. Its product is annotated as protein FAM160A1-like. The record is from RefSeq and is a predicted model, not a curated record. NCBI's taxonomy places the organism in Eukaryota, Metazoa, Chordata, Actinopteri, Syngnathiformes, Syngnathidae. The transcript is spliced from 3 exons. Bases 105 to 1079 code for a protein of 324 amino acids.